UGUGUGUGUGUGUACUUGUACAACUGUCCUUGUGUGAUUGUUCAUUUGUAUUUGUGGGCGUGUGUAAGUUGUAUGUUUAUGUGUACGCGGGUGUCCGUGAUUGCAGAUUAUAUAUAUAUAGAUAGAUAUAUAAAUGUGUGUGUGUGUGUGUGUGUGUGUGUUUUAAAUAUUUACACGUGUGCGUGCGCAUGAGUCUCUGUGUGAGUAUUUAUUUAUCAUAUUUAAGAGAUAAAAUAUAUCGCCGCUUUUACCUGAAGUAAUUUACUUCGUUGACAGCAGAGAACUCAUACAAUAAUGGAAGGACUUACUAGAGCGGAUGGAAGAGAUAAGGAUUGCUUUCCAAUAGGAAAUAUGCGAACUCAUAAUGAACUACGAGUAACUCUUCUGCCUGAAAGCAAAAUGGCAAAUGAAAGCGAUGAAGUUUUAUCAUUUUACAAACACGAGGGAAAGGAAAGAAAACGAAGAACGAAUGGAGACUAUCGCAACGAUUCUGAUACUCAGUGUGGAAUUGGAAAGUUUCAUCCUGCUUGUAUACAACCUCUCAACAAUAUGUGUUCAUUUAUAUUCUUCUCUGUGGGUUCAAUUCUCACCUCAUCAACACUCAGCCCAUAUCUAGUAUCCCAGGUGACAACCUUAGAACGCCAGUUCAAUUUCUCCAGCGCAAGCAGCGGCUUUAUUUUGGCAUGCAAUGACAUAGGAUUUUCUUUGGUAGUGUUAUUUAUAAGUCAUCUUUUUCGUAACGGACAUGUGCCAAGAAUUCUCGCUGUCAGUACUUUUAUUUUCGGGAUAGGGGGUUUAAUAUGUGCAUUACCGUUUUACCUUGAUACUCCUAAGGAAACCAUAAAUGGGCAGAAUGUAUCCGACUGGUUGACAUCCUCUUAUGCAGAUCCCAAAAAUAUAACUGAUGAAGAUUAUAUGUGCAAACAACAGGAAAAGAUUAUGUUGACAAAGAAUCAAAACAACACACGUUCGAACGUUUGGGCCUUAACUCUGAUUGCCAUUGGAAUGGUAUUACAAGGAGUGGCCAAAUCUGUUCGGAGGCCAAUGACAACUUCUUAUAUAGACAAUAAUGUCAAGAAAACACAGACUGGGAAAUAUAUCGGUAUUAUCACAGCUAUUGGAAUUUUUGGCCCAGUAGUUGGUUUCGUAGUCGGAACUAUGUGCACAAAAACCUACUAUAAUUUGAAAGAGACGAAUUUAUCGCCAGAAGAUCCAAGAUGGAUUGGGGCAUGGUGGCUCGGAUAUGUUAUCUUUGGAAUUGCUGCAUUGGUAUCUACAAUUCCACUGAUAUUCUUCCCCAGAAGUCAAAGAAAGAAACCAAGCAGCGAAGACGCAAUUGAAAUGAAUGAAGGCAGACCAGAGACCUGGACGACAACAAAGAAUAAGAAAAGUGAAGGAAAUCAGGCUAUGAAAGAAAUUAAAAAAUUCUUCUCAUCACUUCGGCGUAUUUUCCAAAAUGUUUGCUGUUUUUUGCUUUUGAUUGGUGGAGGUGUGGACAUGAUGGUUAGUGCAGGAUUAUUUUCUUUUAUGGCUAAAUAUAUGGAAACACAAUAUUUAUUCCCAGCAUGGAAAUCUAAUGCAAUUUUAGGAACCACGACACUAGUUGCUUUAUCGAUCGGGACAUUAUCUGGUGGUAUGAUUACAUCAAAGGCAAAACUGAAAGCUCGUGGUUGUCUGACAUUUAUCUGCUUGUGUUUUGCACUGGUAGCAAUAUUCCAUGCUUCACUUUUGAUGGUUGGUUGUAAAUUCCCUGCAAUGGUUGGACCUGAAAUAAUUCCAUCCAGAAUCACUUAUAUAAAUGGAACUAUCGUGCCAAACUGUAAGCAGUCAUGUUCAUGCGAUGAUUCAAAAUAUCUACCCGUUUGCAGUGAAGAUGGUACGAACUACUACUCACCGUGUUAUGCUGGAUGUAAAUCAAAGAAUGGAACGAGGUAUACUGACUGCAGCUGUCUGGUUGCUGGUUCUACAGUUGAGUCCGGGUACUGUAAAAAUGAUUGCAAUCACAAGAUCAUUUAUUUUUCGGCUUUGCUUACCCUCUCAGCUUUGUUUGGAACCAUGAAAAUUGUGCCCUUUUCUAUAGCUUUUAUAAGAAUGGUGGAAGCAAAAGAUAAAAGCUUGGUUAUAGGAGUGACAUCAUUUCUGAAUUCUUUAUUGGGUUGGACAUUUGGCCCCAUUGUGUUCGGAAAAUUGAUUGAUACUACGUGCUUAAUUUGGUCUUCAACGGUAGACUCAAAACAAGGCUCAUGCGUGUUUUACGACACACGUCGAAUGAAAAUCCUGAACUUUUCAGUUAGCGUGGGUGUUAGCUUUCUCUGUGGCGUCAUAAUAACAAUUGCUUUAUUUAUUUUCAUUAAAAAAGAAAACUCAAAGAAAUACCAAGCAGUAAAGACUGUAUACCAUCAGGAUAGUAUUCAUCAAUGAAAAUUAAAUACUUAUGAAUAACUGAAAAUCCUGAUAAAUAUGUAUAUUUAAAUAUGUUUGUGUGUGUGAGAGAGAGAGAGAGAAAGGGAGAAUGAUUAUAUGCGUGUGCAAAAUAUAAUACUACUCAUAUGAAUGAGUGUAUGAGCGAGUAUCCAAAAUGAUCCUCGAGAAUAUCGACAUAAACAAAAAAAAAGUAAUAGUUGGUUUAACGUUCAAUGCAAGAUAAGAAAACAGAGGUGUAUUUCAUAUUUCGAGCUGAUGUACUUCGUCAGAAAGAUAUUUAGAAGAAGGAAGUUGUGAGAGGGGGAAAAAAAAGAAGAGGUAGAUGAUUCAGAAACAUAUGGUGUCUCUGUGUGAAGUCAUAUUGUAACUGGUGGAGACCGAAGCAGAAGAAGUGACAAAGAGCGAAUGAAAUUUCAUGCUUAGAAGAGCAACAGGAGAGGUUACAGUGCAAAAAUGAAGAUGUGUUUAUAUAUUUGUAUAGUUUUAGAGUAUGUAAAUCCCAAAUACAUGUGUGUACGUAUGUUUCAUUUUAUUAAUUAUUCACGUUUUAUUGUCAAUGUAAUUACUAUAAUGUAUGUAUGUGUGUGUGCGGACGCGUGUGUGUAUGUAUAUAUAUAAUCACACAUAUAUACAUUUAUAUGUAAUGUAUUUUUGUUGUCAUUGUGGCUGGUGCUGAGAGUACUAGAUGACCAAUGUAUGAAUAUAAAUGCAUACGUACGAAAAUACAUACAUACUCUCCUCUUACAACAAAACAAUAUCCCACAAUGCAUUUGCAGUACCAGUGCUGAUCCCUUCAUUUGGGAUACGUGAUUGGUCUGUAGAGGAAAUCCACUCCAUAGAUAUCAAAACCCGUAAAAUCCUGACAACUGGGAACUUCCACAGAAACAAUGAUGUUGACAGGUUCUACCUAAGAAGAAAUGAAGGUAGUAGAGGCCUGAGAUCAGUGCAGAGGGCUUUCGAAUGCCAUAUGGUAUCACUCAGGCAACUGCAAUUUUUUCAAGUUUUCAUGUUGUCUUGUCCUGUACUUUCCGGGUUCAAUUAAUGAAGAAUAAUAUCACUCCUAUAAAUGAAUUUCCUUUGCUAAUCCAUCUUUUGCAAGCAAAAGUUUUUACAGGCAAAAAGUUAAUUUUAUAAAUUCUCCGUGAGGAAACCGAAAUGAAGACGAAAAUGCUAACAGAACAUCAGUAGAUGAAUUGACACGAGUCAGAAAACACUACAUCAAAUAUGAGUCAACUAGUUUGAGGCAAAAUGAUCUGAUCCCAUUCAUAUUCUCGGGGAACACCUUCAGUAUAUCGCAAGUCUCUUCCUGGAUCAAGCUUGAGAUGCACUUGGUGAUACUAUGGUAAACCAAGAAUGCGAUUGCCUAUCUUGGUGAUGCCUUAUUCAUUUAGAUUCUUGCUUCUCCCUUGUACAUUUCAUUUCUGUCUUUGUUGCAUUCAGACAUGAUCAAGAAGUAAAUUAUAUAAAUAAGAAAUAUUUUUUCAUAUAAUAAAUUUCACAACGAUU
This is a messenger RNA of Octopus bimaculoides (California two-spot octopus), 3930 nucleotides long. Its product is annotated as solute carrier organic anion transporter family member 1B1. The record is from RefSeq and is a predicted model, not a curated record. Gene Ontology annotation, biological process: sodium-independent organic anion transport; transmembrane transport. Gene Ontology annotation, molecular function: protein binding. Lineage: Eukaryota; Metazoa; Mollusca; Cephalopoda; Octopoda; Octopodidae. Gene Ontology annotation, cellular component: basolateral plasma membrane.